Molecule: messenger RNA, 894 nt
Organism: Ipomoea nil (Japanese morning glory)
Lineage: Eukaryota; Viridiplantae; Streptophyta; Magnoliopsida; Solanales; Convolvulaceae
Exons: 2
Coding region: 1-894 (297 amino acids)
Source: RefSeq, a predicted model, not a curated record
AUGGAUGUAGAGUUUAAUGCCCUAAUCCACAAUCAAACUUGGCGUCUUGUACCGCCCCGACGUGACAUGAACGUGAUCGGGUGCAAAUGGGUAUUCCGGGUCAAGAGGAAGUCCGACGGGUCCAUUGAGCGUUAUAAAGCUCGGUUGGUUGCAAAGGUGUUCAACCAAGUUCCGGACAUCUAUAUGCGGAAGCCUCCGGGGUAUGUGAAUCCGGCUUUCUCGAAUCAUGUCUGCAAGCUCGAGCGCUCUCUAUAUGGUCUCAAGCAGGCCCCCCACGCCUGGUUCAUCCAGCUACACGAAUUUCUAGUUCAAAUUGGGUUCCGAACCUCCAAGACAAAUAUUUCUUUGUUUAUUUAUGAUUCUGGUGAUGUAAGGGUUUACUUGUUAAUUUAUGUAGACGACAUUCUCGUGUUGGGAAAUAGUCAUGGUAUGGUAGAGGGUGUUCUUUCGAAGCUAGCCACUGUAUUUCGCAUUAGAGACCUUGGCAGGCCUCAUUAUUUUUUGGGCAUAGAGGCUGUUGAUGCUUCAGGAGGCCUAAUAUUGUCACAACAACGCUACGUCACUGAGUUGUUAUGCAAGGCAGGAAUGGAGUCUUGCAAGCGCUUGACCACGCUGGUGGCUGUCACAUCAGAGGCUGAUCCAGACUCGGACGUUGCCCUAGAUGAUCCUACUGCUUAUCGUCAACUUGUUGGCUCGCUCAUGUACUUCCUGAUCACUCACCAGGACCUAUCUUUUGCGGUGAUUCGGUUGUGCCAAUUCAUGCACCAACCCAUGCAAACUCAUUGGGUCGCUCUCAAACGUGUUCACCGCUAUGUGCAGGGUACCAUGCACCUUAGACUCCGUCUCAUGCCCAUGGUGGUUCCGGUCCUACACGCCUUUUCAAACUCGGACUGA